AUGGGGCCCCCGGGCAAUAGGGGAUCAUGGGGCCCCUGUGUUCUUCCCAAACUCAAAAAAGCCUAUGAAAAAGCUGAGCUUUAUUUUUACCACCCCCUUCCUUACGCUGCAAAGGCAGCAGACAGAGCAAACCUUAUACAGGCUGUUGCACUCAGUAGGUAGUAGUGCCUAUCAGGGGCGGACUGACAACUCAUGGGGCCCCUGGGCAAUAGGGGAUCAUGGGACCCCUGUGUCCUUGCCCAAACUCAAAAAAGCCUAUGAAAAAGGUACCAGGGGCAUCUCAUGGGGCCCUCUCCUGACCCCAGGCCCUCGGGCAGUGAGUUUCCAAAUGGUCAGUCCGCCCCUGGUGCCUAUCAAA
Messenger RNA from Staurois parvus, 358 nucleotides. The record is from the annotation of a GenBank genome assembly. Lineage: Eukaryota; Metazoa; Chordata; Amphibia; Anura; Ranidae.